Messenger RNA from Pan troglodytes (chimpanzee), 3165 nucleotides. RefSeq names its product phospholipid-transporting ATPase FetA-like. The record is from RefSeq and is a predicted model, not a curated record. Gene Ontology annotation, cellular component: plasma membrane; trans-Golgi network. NCBI's taxonomy places the organism in Eukaryota, Metazoa, Chordata, Mammalia, Primates, Hominidae. Gene Ontology annotation, biological process: Golgi organization; phospholipid translocation. Gene Ontology annotation, molecular function: magnesium ion binding; ATPase-coupled intramembrane lipid carrier activity; ATP binding.
GCUCUAGGCCGGAACCUGGGUCUCUAGGGCGUCUGCGCAGGAAGGUGCGUUGAGAUGGCAGUUGCCGGAGUUGGAGGCCGGGAGGCGACGAAAUUCCAUGGAAUUAUAGUUGGUCUACUCUGCAAUGUCUCUAUUUAAAAGCCCAAGUGAGGACAGACAAGAUGAACAACAUGAGAGAUAUCUGCAAGCCAACAACAAAGAAUUCAACAGUAUUUUUGGAUAUCCGAACAAUGCCAUCAAGACCUCAAAAUAUAGUGUCUUUAAUUUCCUGCCCCUGAACCUAUUUGAACAGUUCCAGAGACUUGCAAAUGCAUAUUUCCUCAUUUUGCUAUUUUUACAGUUGAUUCCCCAGAUCUCCUCCUUGACAUGGUAUACAACUAUGACACCCCUGAUGGUGGUGCUGUCCAUUACAGCCAUGAAAGAUGCCAUCGAUGACCUGAAAAGGCAUCAAAGUGACGAUCGAGUCAACAACCGGCCUGUUCUGCUACUGGUGAAUGGCAAGAUAAAGGAGGACAAAUGGAUGAAUGUUCAAGUGGGAGAUAUAAUAAAACUAGAAAAUAAUCAGCCUGUCAUGGCAGAUAUACUAUUACUCUCUAGCAGUGAGCCAUAUAGUCUGACAUACAUAGAGACAGCAGACCUGGAUGGUGAAACCAACCUGAAAGUGAAGCAGGCCAUCUCAGUUACCAGGGACAUGGAAGAUCGCCUGGAGCUUCUGUCUACCUUUAAUGGAGAAGUGAGAUGUGAGGCUCCCAAUAACAAAUUGGACAAAUUCUCAGGAAUACUGACCUAUAAGGGGAAAAACUACUUCCUGGACCAUGACAAGCUGCUACUCUGAGGCUGCAACAUCAGGAAUACAGAUUGGUGCUAUGGCUUGGUGAUCUACACUGGGCCAGAUACCAAAUUAAUGCAGAAUAGUGGAAAGUCCACUUUUAAACGAACACAGAUAGACCAUCUCGUGAAUGUCCUUGUACUCUGGAUUUUCCUGGUUUUAGGCAUCAUGUAUUUUGUCCUAGCAGUUGGGCAUGGCAUUAGGCAGAACAAGAAAGACUACCACUUCCAGAUUUUUCUGCCAUGGGAAAAAUAUGUCUCUUCAUCAGCUGUCUCUGCCAUCCUCAUAUUCUGAUCCUACUUCAUUAUUCUCAAUACCAUGGUGCCCAUUUCCCUCUAUGUCAGUGUUGAAAUAAUAAGAUUGGGCAACAGUUUAUAUAUCGACUGGGAUCGGAAGAUGUUUUAUGCACCAAGGAACACACCAGCACAGGCUCGUACUACCACCCUUACUGAGGAGCUCGGCCAAGUCAAAUAUGUGUUCUCUGACAAAACAGGGACUCUGACUCAGAAUAUUAUGAUUUUCAACAAAUGUUCUAUUAAUGGGAAGCUCUAUGGUGAUACUUAUGACAAGGAUGGACAGAGGGUGACGGUCUCUGAGACAGUUUAUGAGACCUGGUUUAUCAUGUGCUACAGUCUGGUCUACACUUCCCUCCCUGUCCUGUGCAUGAGUCUGUUUGAUCAGUCCAUCCAGCUUCAGUGGCCUAAUUCUAGGGAUCCAUCUCUGAAGCCAGCCCCAAGCUUUGUAUCCAAAGUUUCAGAGUUAGGAGAUGAAGAUGAUCCAAUGACAUCCACUUUGACCUCCCUCCUUACCCUCUGGUGCUUCCAGGAUGUGAAUGAGACAUGGAGCCUCCAUUUCCCAGAGCUGUAUGAGACAGGCCAGCACAACCUCUAUUUCAACAAGAAAGAAUUUGUGAAUUGUUUAAUGCAUGGGAUCUACAGUUCCUGCGUGUUGUUCUUUGUCCCCAUGGGGGCUCUUUACAAUGCAGAACGAAAUGAUGGGAAGGACAUCUCCGACUACCAGUCCUUCUCCCUGGUGGUGCAGACCUCCUUGAUCUGGGUGGUCGCAAUGCAGAUCGCCCUGAGGACAACCUACUGGACAAUGAUAAACCAUGUCAUCAUCUGGGGUAGCCUGGGUUUCUACUUUUGGGUGUCAUUCCUCCUGUACAGCGAUGGCUUGUGCCUAGUAUUCCCUGACGUCUUCCAGUUCCUAGGUGUGGUCAGGAAUUCUCUGAACCAGCCGCAAAUGCUGCUGAGCAUUAUCCUCAGUGUGGUCCUCUGUAUGUUGCCUGUGAUUGGGCACCAAUUUCUUAAACCACUAUUCUGGCCUAUCAGCGUGGACAAAGUUUUUGACAGAAUUCAAGAGUGCAGGAGACUUCCAUGGCAGUCCCCAGUCCGGAACACUCAAGCACUCGACGUUCUGCCUAUGCAUUCUCCCAUAAACAAGGCUUUGGGGCCCUCAUCACUUCUGGCAAGAUAGUGAAGCCCAGGAUGUCCAAGAGAAACACCCUUUUUUUGAAAAAGAUAGAGGCCCUAGGGAAAUUCCAAAGGAGGCAGUCAGUGCUCUUCCUCCCUCGUACUCAUGCAACUUAGGAAGAAUUAGAGUCCCUGGGAAACCAGCAUAAACCUGCUCCUUCAUUCUCACUAGGGACUAAGCCUCUUAAUUGUCCAGAAGGCUAUUCCCAGAAAGGCAAGGAGGGGUAAGGAAAGAGCCCCCAGAUAUCUGCCAGAGUUGCAGCAUUUCAAGAAAAAGAAAAAAAAAAAGCAACCUCAGGCCUGCCUCCCACCAUCUCUUGCAAGUUUUAAUCCAGACAAGCAUAUGUAGAGGUAGGGGGUGACAAGAGACAGUAUGGGGAAGGGAAAAGAAGAUGGAACCUAAGAAUUUUACUUUGGGCCCUAUCUCCUAUACUCAGAGCAAGCAUAAACCUUCCCAGGGCCCUACACAAACAUAUUCCCAUCGAGGCAUCACAUAAAAUAAAAUCAACCAUUUAAAAAGGUAUAAUUUAGUGACAAUUACUUCCCAUUUAUAAGCAAGGGAUGCAUGAGUGCUACCCAUAGACCGGAUAUGGGCCAUGUCGUUAGGGUUUCUUGAUCUCGUUAGAUAAAUUAUCUGAAAUUUUGAGGAGACUUCAGCAGAAAGAAGCAGGGGAUAUGCUGUCAAAUGCCUGUGGAUUUAUACUAAGAAAGAAAGAAGGGGCAUAAGGAAAAUUUUCUUUAUCUCGAUUUUGGAGGUGGUUACAUGGGUAUGUAUUUGUCAAAAUUGAUUGACCUGUAUACUUAAAAUUUAUACAUUUUAUUUUAUGUAAACUAUAUCUCAAUAAAGUUAAGUUUUUUAAUGUC